CUUUUAUUCAUGUUGAGACUUUCAAACAGAUCGGUCGUGCAUUUGACGUCGUCGCGGGUCGUGAAACAAGUUAUUAAAAACAAAUAUGUGUAGCAACAAGAACAAAUAUCAUCAUCAAUAAACAAAAACAGCAAAAACAACACACCAAGAAGAUUUGAAUAUUUACGUGGAAGUUUUGUUGACUCACCAAUACUAAUAUUUCACAUAUUUGGUUGUUGGUGUUGUUGCUUGACGGGGCCAAGUUGAUGUCUCUCUUCCCCUGGCUGUGCCUCUCUCAACAACAAACGCCAUUUAAUUCGUGUGAUUAGUGUGUGCCUGUACGUUCAUGACGGGGAAGAACCAUUUUUAUUUUUCAACGAAUGAAUCAAGAGAUAACACACUCACUUACACACAGUCCGCGGCCCUGUUUGGUUAGUCAAUGAUAAUUGACAGAGAGAGUUUUAUUCCAUUGCAAUAUUAAACGUUAAAUUGUAAACAGUGAAUUACGCAGCAUUUAAGAAAAAACUCGUAGAAAUACAAAGAAAAUUUUCCAGUCCCACAUUACAGGGGAUUAAAAUAACGGAAAAAUUGGAAAACUAAAAAGAAAGAACCAAAACAAAUUGCCAACUUAAAUUUAAAGAGAACGAAGAAAAAGAACGACGCCAUGUUGCCACAUUAUUUUGGUAGCAAGGAUAUUGUCGAUAUGGACACUAAUGAAAGGAUACGAUACAUGAGUGAAUCGUCAAUGUCUGGCACCAGUGGUUAUUCGACAAACGCAUCGCCGGCACGUUCACAAGGUUCUUUGGGAAACUCGCCAGCACAUUCACCAUCAACAAUCCUGCAAACUGAGCUUUCUAAUUUGACAUUCUCCAACAGCUAUCAGCAUCUUUCACCGUCACCGCCUUCAUCGUCUCCGCCACAAUUACUACAGCAGCAGCAGCAAUAUGUUCAAUUACAGAAUGUUCCACUAAAUCAAGCAGGUUAUGGCAAUUACAAUAACAACAGCAACAUGUCUGGUAACUAUAUACUUGAUGAUGUGAUGGGGACUAUUCCAAAUACCACAAAUUUCCAACAACAACAGCCACAAUCGGCACAAUUAUCCUCAUCAUAUAUGCCAGUAAAACGUGAUUACCCCGCCACGCUGCGCAUAUUGGAACAACCAGUUGAAAAGUUCCGUUUUCGUUACAAAUCGGAAAUGCAUGGAACACAUGGUUCUCUCAACGGUGCCAACUCACAGCGUACCACGAAAAGCUUUCCCGAAAUCGAGUUGUGCGACUAUAAGGAACCAGCCAUAAUACGUUGCAGUCUAUUUCAGGCAAAUCGCGACAGCCCGCAUUCCCAUCAGUUGGUGGUGCGAAAAGAUGAUCAUGACAUCUGUGAUCCACAUGAAUUGAAGGUAUCGCAGCAAACGGGAUUUUUCGUGGAAUUUAAAAACAUGGGAAUUAUUCAUACGGCAAAGAAGUUCAUUGUUGAAGAACUCUUGAAAAAGAAACGUAAACGUUUGCAAUUCGAAUUGGGUCGGGAUAAUUUGACCACCAAGGAGCAACAGGAGUUGAGUAUACAAACGGAAAAGGAGGCCAAGGAUAUGAAUUUGAAUCAGGUUCGUUUAUGUUUCGAGGCCUUUGGUUAUGACCAGAACAACAAGUGUAUACCCAUUGCAGCCCCGGUCUAUUCGAACACCAUUAAUAAUCGUAAAUCCGCCCAGACAGGUGAAUUGAAAAUCACCCGCCUAAGUAUUGCCACGGGCAGUGUAACAGGUGGCGAAGACCUUAUUCUGUUGGUGGAAAAGGUGAAUAAGAAAAACAUCAAAGUUCGUUUCUUCGAAAUGAACGAAGACGAUUUGGUGUGGGAGGCAUACGCAAGUUUCCGCGAAUCCGAUGUACAUCAUCAAUAUGCCAUUGUUUGUCGCACGCCUCCAUAUGAAAAUAAGGAUAUUGAUAAACCGGUUGAGGUGUUUAUACAAUUGGUUAGACCAACGGAUGAUGAGCGUAGUGAACCACCGGUAUUGUUUCGCUACAAGCCGCGUGAUGCGGUGACAUCACGUAAGAGGAGACGCAUCUGUUCCUCUAUGUCUGGUGGCGACAGUAGUAGCAGCAGUGGCAACUCAGGCUCGCUUAGCUCGGGCGAAAUACCAAGGACCAUACAAGAACAGCAACAAUCGGGCAAUUUUUACAAAUUUCUGAGCGAAGAAAUCGAACGUUUGGUGAACGACGAAAACAUGCGUAAAAAAUACCUCGAAGGUACGGGCUAUAGUGAUGAUUUAUUGAAAAUGUUGGCUGUUGAUGACAAUUCUGUAAUUGGAGGUGUCGGCGGCGGCGGUUUAGGUAAAACGGAAAAGGAUGGUGCUGCCACAAAUUCUUCAGAAAGAAGUAAAUCGUUAUUACAUUAUAAAAAAUUAAUGAUAAGCAAAAAGCUAAUGGACACAGCCAAAGAAAAGCAACAACAGGACCAGCAGAAGCAUAACAACAGUAUCCCGGUGAAUAAUUCCGCCCAAAGUUAUAUGCAACAAAUCGUCAAAAUAUUUGUUAGUUCAAAAGGCUCCGCCUUCACGGACACAGAACGCAGACAAGCUGCUGAGGACAUAAGCAAGCUAUAUAAUGAUUAUUCAGAUUUAAAUGCCGGCGAAUCUCUGUUACAUGAAAUGGUGGUGAAUGACAAUAGCAAAUUUGCCAUACAACUGUGUCAUAUCUUGAAAUGUUUUCAACUUCAAAAUCUAUUGAAUAGCGUUGUAAACAACAACAAUCAAACAGUUUUGCAUACUGCCUGCUUGUAUAAUCGUCCCCACUACAUUCGGCCGCUGCUGAAUCUAGGCUGUAAUCCCAAUUUACAGGAUAAAAAGGGCGAUACCGCCAUGCACAUUGCUGUGCGAGAAAAGCACACCUCAUGUUUGGAAACCUUUUUGAAAACGAACAACGAAUUGAAAUUAAAUUUACGCAAUGAUGAUGGUUUUACGCUCCUACAUCUGGCCGUACGGGAUAAUAAUUAUGAAAUCGCCUCCAAGUUGAUACAACAUGACGAUAGCCUAUCAUUAGUAUCGAGUUCUAUAGACGGCAACAAUGCGCUGCACAUCGUAGUACAGCAACAAAAUUUAGAAUUGGUCAAAUUAAUGCUGGAAAAUCACAGCAUGGGCGAAUAUUUACUGCAUGCCUGUAAUACAGCCGGUCACACCCCCCUAGAUCUGGCCCGUCAACUAGCCACAUCCAACAAACAGGCAGCGGAAAUUCUAAGUCUAUUACAAUCACGGUGUCCAACAACAAAACCGGCUGCCACAGCCAAUACCACCGUGGUAAUGCCUUUCAGUGACAUGGAGGACAGUUGCUCCAAUCUGGUGAUAAAAGAAGAAGAGCCCUCAUCCCACUCCUCCACCGACAACGACGACGAAGAUGAGGAAAGCAAUAGUGCAUCGCUGCAUCAGUCUAUGCCAAUGGUUACGCUGCCAACCAUUUCCCCAGACGAUGAAAGUGCCAUGGAUGUACAAAUAAAAGUGGAACAACCCGAGGAGAAUGAUGCUGGUGAGAAUGUUGUUGGCCAAUUUAGCUCAUCAGACCUAAAAGAGGCCUUGGAAAACCCCAACACAUUUUCGCAAUUAUGUAAAGCCCUAAAGGCAAACGAUUUGUGGAAAAAGAAAUUGCCCAUACCACAUUUUUAUCUCAAUCAAGCUGAUUUCAUGUUGAACUAUGUUAAACGCAACAUAGAAAGUAUUGAUGUUCAGCUCUUUGCCCAGACCCUACAAGAAAUUGACCCAAACAUUUUGGGUUUAAUAAAGAAAUAAUUGAAGUAAAUCUAACUUUGUUUAAUACCUAUUAUCGUUCUUUUUAAGUUUAUAAAAGUAAUCAUUUCCGAAGCGAUUUAUUGAUUAUUAUUUUUACGUUAUACUUAGGCCUUUACCUACCUUUAUUUAUUCGUUAAGAAAUUAAAUGUAAAAUUACCGUAUUGUUAAGUUCUAACAUCAUCAUCCAUCAUCAUAUUAAUAAAGGAAAAUAUGUGUAUACAUUUA
Messenger RNA from Musca domestica (house fly), 3976 nucleotides. It is a transcript of the gene Rel, whose product is annotated as nuclear factor NF-kappa-B p110 subunit. Bases 644 to 3751 code for a protein of 1035 amino acids. NCBI's taxonomy places the organism in Eukaryota, Metazoa, Arthropoda, Insecta, Diptera, Muscidae. The transcript has 2 exons. The record is from RefSeq and is a predicted model, not a curated record. Gene Ontology annotation, cellular component: cytoplasm. Gene Ontology annotation, biological process: non-canonical NF-kappaB signal transduction; innate immune response; inflammatory response. Gene Ontology annotation, molecular function: DNA binding; DNA-binding transcription factor activity; protein binding.